This is a messenger RNA of Phasianus colchicus (ring-necked pheasant), 1846 nucleotides long. RefSeq names its product profilin 2 (gene PFN2). Gene Ontology annotation, cellular component: cytoplasm. Gene Ontology annotation, molecular function: actin binding. Lineage: Eukaryota; Metazoa; Chordata; Aves; Galliformes; Phasianidae. Gene Ontology annotation, biological process: regulation of actin filament polymerization; positive regulation of actin filament bundle assembly; actin cytoskeleton organization. The record is from RefSeq and is a predicted model, not a curated record.
UCUGCCGCCGCCCGGCCCGCGCCGCGCCGCUCGCUGCCGCCGCUCGCUGCCGCCGCCCGCGCCCCGCCGAAGAUGGCCGGCUGGCAGAGCUACGUGGACAACCUGAUGUGCGAUGGCUGCUGCCAGGAGGCCGCCAUUGUGGGCUACUGCGACGCCAAGUACGUCUGGGCGGCCACGGCCGGCGGCAUCUUCCAGAGCAUCACGCCGGUAGAAAUAGAUAUGAUUGUAGGGAAGGACCGGGAGGGUUUCUUCACCAAUGGCCUGACCCUCGGGGCAAAGAAGUGCUCUGUGAUCAGAGACAGCCUCUACGUGGACGGGGACUGCACGAUGGACAUCCGGACGAAGAGCCAAGGUGGGGAGCCGACGUACAACGUGGCCGUGGGCAGAGCUGGUCGAGCAUUGGUUAUAGUCAUGGGAAAGGAAGGUGUCCAUGGAGGGACACUCAACAAGAAAGCAUAUGAACUGGCUUUAUACCUGAGGAGGUCUGACGUCUAAGCAGCCUCUCCCCAUCCACCUAGCAACUGUCUUCAUCACCACCCAAUUGUGCUCAGUGCUACCAGACUGUAGAUGGUAGUUUGUGUUUUUUAUUUACCCAUUUUCUAAUGUUGUAAUUCUGGCUACCCUUUGUUCAUUUGUAUGUUAACCGCUGUGUGUAACUGAGUCCCAUAUCUGGCACCACUGCUGCACCACAAAGAUGAUAUGCAUGAUACCAGAAAAACUCUUGGGAGGGGAAUACGCCAAGCGUAGGCUUUGUUUUGUCUCAGCAAUUGGUGUGUACUGAGAACUAAAACAACUUCGUAAAUACUAAACAAGGUGCCGACUGUACAAUCUAAUUUGAUCAAUGCCUCUUCAGCACUUUGAGCAAUUACACAGCUCACAAGUCUUCCUUUCACAGAGCAUGUUUGGGAGGAAAAAGUGCAUGCAUAUCUUCUGUUCUUCUCGUGGUGUUUCUUUGUUUUGUUUUUUAAUCCACGUUUGCUUACACCUAUUUUAUAGUGCCUGGUUUGUUUAACCAAUUUGCCACUCAGAAGCUAUUAAUGUUAAAUUAGUUUUGUUGUUGCACUUUGCUGUAGGCUUGUCUUUCAUUUUUUCUUCACGUCUGAAGCUUGUACUGCUCGUUAAGUGCAAUCACAAAGCUAUCAAAGGGUACAGAUGCACUUCCUCCCAUGACCUUACAGCCACCAUCCCGAGUGACUCCCCGGGGACAUUCCAUCAUUGCAAUAGCUCAGGCACUUUUUUUUUUUUUUUUUUUUGCCAGCUCCUGUUCUGUAGUUGAACUAUAAAAGGCUGCCAUUAUGGACAUUAGAUAUCCCAACAUAACCAUCUGGAGCGUGUCUGGUUUCAGUUUUUCAUAGGACCAAUUUUAAUUUGCAGCUUGGGGUUGUGGGUUGGGUGGUUCUGUUUUUAUAUAAAACUGCAGUGUCAUUGUGGAGAACUGCUGCCUUCGGCUGCUGUGGGAGCGCUGACCGACUCCGGUCUUUCUGCCAGAUCACUUGCUGGUUACAGAGUCUCGCUGCUCCAAAGCCGCUGUUUGGAUGAAGGCUGGUAGUUUGAAAGCUAACCUGUCAAAAUGAUGCCAUUUCAAAUUUAAAGCUCUCAUUUGGCCUGUCACACCCUUGCUGCAGAAAUCACGGAGUGAACUGCCUUGUGCGCCCAUCUGACGUGUGUAACCAAAUGAUCCCUUCAGGCACAGUACUAACUUGUAUGUCCAUUUAAAAAGAACUACAGAACUCUGUAUACAAAAGAAUAAAUGGGAGAUGGUAUUGGUUGGAAUAACUGACUUGGCUGUCUUGUGAUGAAUUUUUUUAAUAUGUAUUCUGUGCCAUACUUAUUGUUUAAAAAAAAA